Messenger RNA from Perkinsus marinus ATCC 50983, 504 nucleotides. RefSeq lists its product as hypothetical. The record is from RefSeq and is a predicted model, not a curated record. Lineage: Eukaryota; Perkinsozoa; Perkinsida; Perkinsidae. The transcript has 5 exons. The coding region runs from base 1 to 504 and encodes 167 amino acids.
AUGUCCAUCACUCAGUUCAGUGAUGAUGCUUACAAUAAAUACCCCGACAACACAAACAACGACCAUCCCGGAACUCUCAUAGGAAACUGGUUCGAGGAAACCCAAAUUCGGCAAGCGACUGGGGAAGGGCGAACGGUGCCGCAAAGACAUCUCAAGAGGCGAGGGCUUCUCGAUGGUGAUGGUCCCGAGGUUUGGCCCACUCCAGUGGAAAAAGACAACACGUUCGAGCGUGUACACGGCAAGCGACUGAGUUCUGCCAAGUUCGACACAUGUGCGGGUGAUGUUGGCAAUUACAAAUGCCCUAUUACAGGUAGAAAUUUGAUGGCGAAUGACGCUGAAUGUCUUGGCGUCCGAGUGCGUUGUGAUGCUGACUUUGCCAAGAUGAGAUUAAUCGCCGAGGAACAAGUUAAUUCUGCUGAUUGUCGCGAAUCGGGCCAAACAAAGAUGCGCUAUUUCGACACCGAAAAUGCGGCGAAUUACGUCGGCGAUCAACCCGAGAAGUGA